Filobasidium floriforme is the source of this 1705-nucleotide messenger RNA. RefSeq lists its product as uncharacterized. Lineage: Eukaryota; Fungi; Basidiomycota; Tremellomycetes; Filobasidiales; Filobasidiaceae. The record is from RefSeq and is a predicted model, not a curated record. Bases 341 to 1615 code for a protein of 424 amino acids. The transcript is spliced from 8 exons. Gene Ontology annotation, molecular function: protein binding.
GGCAACGAGGGGCAGGGGCGGGGGGUUGGUCCUUGAUAUAAAACUCGAGAUGGAUCUCAUCAUUUCUCUCGAUCUCACGACAUUCUGACAUUGCACGUACUCUGUACUACACAUAUUACACAUUCGCAUCACGACGGAAAUCAUCAACAACACCAAUCGUCGACAAGAUCCACUCGCCAGUCGAAAACCGCAUCGCAUACACACCCUCGUUCAACCCAUCCAUCGAUCAGCAAAUUAGCAACGUACUUGUUGUCGAAGGAUCCACGCUCUUUUGCCACAUACGGAUCUUCGUCUUGACAAGGCUACCUCGUUCUACACAUCUACACGUACAUACGUAGCCAUGCUCACACCGGUUUCCAUCUCGGCCAUCGCUCUCGCCUCCCUGGGGGUUACUGCCGCCAAACAGUGCGCUCAGUUCGAUACUAGCAACAACCUCUACCUGUUCGGGGGUGAGCAAGAUUACAACCUUGGGCAGAGCGACUCUUGGUCUUCCCCCAACCCGCAAGCUCUGACGAGUGCUGGACGACCGCCUUGGACAGGCAACAACACUGCUUGCAGCUUGGCUCAAUACAGCAAUGCCCUUUAUGUGCUUGAUGCCGAUGCCGCCAACCCGGGAGAUGUCUAUAUUUAUGAUUUUGCCGCUGGCACCUGGUCGAAGCAGACGACUACGUCUCCUCCCGAGCUCGCGACCGGAUCGUCGGUCUUGGAUCACGAUACGAACGUCUUCUUCGCUCUUCCUGGCGACGACGGGUCCCUCUACUCCUUGGACCUCAGCAGCGUGACUAACCAAGCCAGUGGAAACGCUAUUGCCUGGGAGGCAGUCACCGACCCUAAUUUCAAGAUGGAUGGUCGUCAACCGGUGAUGUCGCAGGCCAGCAACCAUAUUGUCUUCUUCAAUGUACCUGGCAAUCCCGCUGGCUCAGCCAAUAUGUUUGUCAUCCACUACUCCUACUUCCAGCCAGAAGUUCAGGCUUUUUCGCUGGCCAACGGCGCUACCGACAACUUCCCUACCAGUUCCGGGCAAGCGCUUCCUAUUCCUUUGGCUAGCACUGAUGCUGGCAAACAAAUCGUCUUCGUUCCAGAUGAUUUCUCGCAUACUUAUGUGUUGACUCACUGGACCAACCCUGGUGAUUGGUCUUCCCUGUCGGACGCGCCUGCUGGAAUUGAAUCUCUUAUCAACAGCACGCAAACCCUGCCCGCGCCUAGCAGUCAGGACAGGUCCGCUGCGUACGCCGCAUCUGUCAACACGCUCGUCCAGUUCACCUCGAGCGGUGACGUGUACUAUCUGCCAUCCGCUUUCGGAAACGGCUGGACUGUUCAAGCUAAUGCCGCUUGGCAGAAGCUAGGCUAUUCGGUCGCUGGCUUGAGCGGAGCAUCCCAGAGCACUGUCGUAUCCUCUGCUUCUGGAACUUCGACCACUGCUAGUGGGACUGGUGCGACUUCAGCGGUCGGCAGUCCCUCGACGUCUGUGAGCAGAGCUAGCGGGACGGGCAGUACCGCGACUGGUAGUACCCCUACCAACGCUACAAACUCUGGCAUGAAGAUCGGUUCGCCCUUGUUUGCGCAGGCGGGCGUUUUCGUGAUCGCUCUGGCUGUUACCGGCGCCCUCUUGUAAUUGCUGGUUUCGUCGCUUUGUCCACGCAUAUGUUGCGCGCUCCAAUACCAUAUUCUUGCCGUUAUGAAAGUCCACAUGUGGUGUCCCUCG